GCAUAGGGAUUCAGUCUUUAUCCUCGUGAAGAAAAAAGAAGAAAAAAGAAACCGACCUUUCUGGCUUUCUCUGUCUCAUCAUGAUUGGCCGGAAAAUCCGAUACGCCGGAAAGAGCAAAUCUUCCGACUACGAGGAGUUCAAGAUGAGCAUUAGGGUAGCAAGGAGAUUGAGGAGGGUAAGGAGAGCAAGGAAAGCACGGAACGGCUGGAUGUUUGGUCGGAAGAUCAGGACCGGGAGACAGUUUAUUCGACCUAAGUUCCUAGAUUACGAGACAUCAGAUUCAGAACCAAAGAUCGUCACCUUCGUUGACAAAAAAGGUGUUGAACAAACAUUAAGAAUGUACCAUAGUUCAUAUCCCCCUCCACAGCCCAAAGUUGUUAAACCUCCCGAGCCGGGAUAUGAUGGUGUUCAAAUUUUUGGUGAUAUUGCGGACUAUGAGUUGGAUGAAGUUGUGUUUACUUUUGGUAAUGAACCCGGUUCGAUCCCCAUUGAUGCGGAACUAUCAUUUAUACCACCAGCAGUCAGCAAGGUUGGGAAAGCAAAGCGUUCAGCUGCUAGGCCUUUACACGGUUUUGGCAUUUCUCCUGAGAGCACCUCUGUUUGUGUGGCAUAGUUUGUGGUUUCUGAUGAUGGCACUUCAGGUUGGGGCAGCAGUGUGUUUUGAGGGAAAAUGUUUUAUUUUGAUGCUCUGUUUACAUUUCCCAAGUCUUUGUAAGAAAGUUCUGUGGAUUGAUUGGCAUUUCUGGUUAAUAUUGUAGAAUUUGUUUAAAAUUAAUGGAAGGUGAAUAUUAAUUAGAAAAAUUCAAAAAGUGAAUAAAAGUAGAAAUUUAAGU
Molecule: messenger RNA, 834 nt
Organism: Fragaria vesca subsp. vesca
Lineage: Eukaryota; Viridiplantae; Streptophyta; Magnoliopsida; Rosales; Rosaceae
Exons: 10
Coding region: 81-614 (177 amino acids)
Source: RefSeq, a predicted model, not a curated record